AUGAGUAAGAGACGCCGUGCAUCUUCUGCGGCUUCCCGCGGUGCUGAUGGCGACGACAGCGAUGACGGUAUUGAGUUGAGCAACCCUGGUCCUCCACCAUCGGCUCGCAAGAGAAAGAAGCUAGAUCCUAGUGAAAUCUGCCAGCAGCUGUAUGACACAAUUAGAUCAUACAAGAAGGAAGAUGGAACAUUGCUUUGUGACUCUUUCAUCAGAGCUCCAAAGAGACGCCAAGAACCGCAGUAUUAUGAAGUGGUUUCACAACCUAUUGAUUUAUUAAGGGUGCAACAAAAACUAAAAACAGACACUUAUGAAGACAUAGAUGAAUUGUCAGCUGAUAUAGAACUGCUGGUGAACAAUGCUAAAGCAUUUUACAAGCCAGACACUGUGGAAUACAGAGAUGCCAUUGAUCUUUGGAAGCUCUACAUGCAGACGAAACAGGCACUUGAGACUGGAGAAGACACCAAAAUGGCAAAAUUGUCUCGUAAUGGAUCAUCAAGCAGAAGAUCGGACGUGGCUGAAGAUUUAUCAGAAACCUCCACCAACAAUGAAGAGGAUAAUGUAUAUGAAGAACUAUUUGGUGCUGUCAUGACAGCAAACAAUGAUGGGCGUCCCCUUUACCGGGCUUUCCAAUUCCUACCCUCAAAGCGCCGCUACCCUGAGUACUUCAGUGUCAUAGAUUCACCCAUAGACCUGAAGACCAUUGCCCAGAAAAUUCAGGGUGGCGAAUACACCAACUUGAAUGAUUUGGAGAAAGAUCUGUUGCUGAUGGUGAGAAACGCCUGCCAUUUUAAUGAGCCAGGCAGCCAGAUUUAUAAAGAUGCAAAAACUUUGAAAAAGAUAAUACAAAUGCGUAAGCAAGACAUCGACCAGCACGGCCGGUCGGGGCCAGCAAAGACAUCGGAACGCAUUCGCAGCAAGCGCACAUCACGCGUGGGUCCCGUACCCUCCAGCAAAGCGCUUGCCAUCAUGGAGCCGCCCGGAUCGGACACGGAGAUUGUUAAGCAUUCGGAAGAUAGUGCUGGUGAUAGUGAUGAAGAGAAGAAUGAGAAUGAAGACUCACCGCAGUGGAAACUACUGGAGACUGUAAAAAAUCAUUUGGGCCCUAAUGGUACUCCAAUGGCAGAUCCUUUUGCUAAGCUUCCAUCUCGCCGCGAAUACCCAGACUAUUACAAGGAGAUUAAAAACCCUGUAUCGUUAAAUCAAAUUAAGAACAAAAUCAGACGUGGCAACUAUGGGACUCUGUCAGAAGUAGCUGGAGAUAUGAACAUCAUGUUUGAAAAUGCGAAGCAAUAUAAUGUACCUACUUCGAGGUUGUAUAAAGAUGCUGUGAAGUUGCAAAGAUUGAUGCAGCAACGCGUGCAGGAACUGUUAGACAUAGUUCAAAGUUCUUCAAGUGACGAUGAAAGCCUUUCGUCGGUCAAGAGCCAAGCUCAGGUGCAAACACCCAGGCCUCGAGGUAGGCGUCCACGAACGAACCCGCUGCCGAGCUCAGCACCAUCACCAAUCAGCACUCCUUCAGUAUCCAAGUCCAAUCUCCCUUUAAAGAAGAAGCUACACUACAUAUCCAAACAGUUGGUGGAGUUCACUUGCUCUGAUGGCCGACAACCGAUGCUACUCUUCAUGGAGAAGCCGAGCAAGAAAUUGUACCCGGAGUACUAUAAUGUGAUCGAUAAGCCCAUUGAUAUGAUUACUAUUGAGGCUAACAUCAAGGCUGACCGAUACAACUCUAUAGAAGAGAUGGUAGCAGACUUCCGUUUGAUGUUCUCCAACUGCAGGCAGUUCAACGAAGAAGGAUCUAUGAUUUACGAGGAUGCGAGCCUUCUAGAAAGAGUCAUGAAUGAGAAACUCAAAGAAGUCAACAUUAGCUUUGAGAGGAAAACUCCGCUGAAGACAUUCAAGUCUGCAAAGUCAAGGCAGUUGUCGCCGUUUGAACAGAAGUUGAGGACGUUGUACGAUGCUAUAAGAGACUAUAGGGACCCUAAAGCUAACCGCCAACUCGCAUUAAUCUUCAUGAAACUACCAAGCAAGACAGAGUAUCCAGAUUACUACGAGUUAAUCAAAAAUCCUAUUGAUAUGGAGAAAAUAGCCCACAAAUUAAAGAAUAAUGUUUAUAGUUCCGUCAACGAGCUCGCUUCAGACUUCAUAUUGAUGUUCGACAACGCCUGCAAGUAUAAUGAACCUGAUUCUCAGAUAUACAAAGAUGCGUUGAUUCUACACCGUGUAUGCUUGCAGACUAAACAGAUGUUGAGGGAAGACGACGAUGCCAUACCAGACGUACCAGCGGCAGUGCAAGAACUGCUUCUCACUCUCUUUACAAGCGUCUAUAAUCAUCAAGAUGAGGAGGGGAGAUGUUACUCGGACAGUAUGGCGGAACUGCCGGAACACGACGAGACGGCUAACGGUGAGAAGGUGCGAGGCAUAUCUCUGGACUUAGUGAAGCGACGUCUGGACAAGGGCUUAUACAAGAGACUUGACCAUUUCCAACAAGACAUGUUCCUGGUAUUUGAAAGAGCACGGCAUUUAUCGAGAACCGACAGCCAAAUUUUCGAAGAUUCUGUGGAACUACAGUCUUAUUACAUCGACCAAAGGGACUAUUUAUGUCGUGGUACUUUACAGUCACCAGCUUUGGCCUUUACAAGAGAAACAAUGGCCACUAGUGUGGAGCUCGUCAAGCAGUGCAAGUUACUCCAGGAGCACGAGGAUGAAGAUGAAACAAGAUCAAGUACAGACGACUCUAUGCCUUCGGGCGGGGCUCCACUACAGCAGACCGGUUACAAUAAAGGCGACUUUGUGUACAUACAACCAGACAAGGGCAAUAAGGAGUGCCCCAUAGUACAGGUGGAGCGUGUCUGGACCAACAAUGAUGGCGUACCGAUGAUGUACUGCAAUGUAUACUUCAGGCCCCAAGAUACUUUCCACGUGCGCACCCGCAAGUUCUUGCAACAAGAAGUUUUCAAGACUGAAUCGCAUCGUGUUGUUCCCCUUGAUCAGAUUGUAGGACACUGUUACGUCAUGAACGUCAAGGAAUACUUCAAGUUUAGACCUGAAGGUUUUGCAGAUAAAGACGUGUACGUAUGUGAGAGUCGCUACAAAACUAAACUGCGCAGUUUCAAGAAGAUUAAAGUGUGGGAAGGAGCUGAGAAGGAGGCUACGCUCGUCCCAAGAAAGGUCCCCUUGGAACCAAACAGAACAGUUUCAGUAUUCCGUGAACGUAUUGAAAAGCACAAAGAUGAACUCGCUGAGUUGGAAGUGUUGGAAAAUGUUCAUGAAAAAGUAAGACCUGAUGUAGUUAUGUACAAUCCAUUGGGAACAGACGAUGAGAACACUUACUAUGAACAGUACAACACUGUGUGCUCGGGGGUGAUCAAAACUGGUGAUUAUGUGUAUGUGGUGACCGACGGUGGUAAGCAGAUGAUAGCACAGGUCGACACUAUAUGGGAGACUGGCGAUAAUAAAUGCUAUUUCCGUGGACCCUUCUUAAUUUUCCCAUCAGAAGUCGCCAACAUAAUUAAUAAGCCUUUCUAUAAACAAGAAGUAUUGUUGACGACAAUGCACGAUACCAGCCCACUGGUGGGCAUCGUGGGCAAGUGUGCCGUGUUGGACUACGAUGAUUAUCUUAAAUGUCGUCCGACAGAGAUAGCGGAGAACGACAUAUACGUAUGCGAGUCGGUGUACGAUGAGUCUAACCGUGUAGCACGUAAGCUCAAGGCAGGACUGCGCAAGUUUGAACACACCAAGGAAGUCACCGUUGAUGAGGUCUACUUCUUCCCGAAGCCCUUGGGUCCGCCUGCUCUGGCCACAGCACAGGACGUACAGUCCACGUCUAGUGCGUUCACGCAAAAGCCUUUCAAUCCUAAUGUCAAUAUUGACUCUAUGGACAGCAAACCGCAGUUCACAAACUUGAUCAACACUACAAUUGGAAGUCAAGACGUUGAGAUGAUAUUAGAGAACUCCCUCGACGACUCCUCACUCGCUUCACCUGCCACGCCACUGUCGAUAGGUGGCAACAGCAACCCUUACAAUCCUUCUAUGACAGCCACUCCUACCCAAGAGCGGACCACCACAGCUCCAACAACUAGCAGUAAGAAGAAGAAGGAUUCCUCCAAACAGAAGAUUGUUACCGGCUACAUUCUGUACUCGAGCGAAGUGAGACGAGCUAUUGUGGCUAAUAACCCAGAGUCUACCUUUGGCGAGAUAUCGAGAAUAGUGGGCAACGAAUGGCGGUCGCUCCCGGCCUCGACUAAGCAGAGCUGGGAGGAAAGAGCCGCGAGGUGCAAUGAAGAGACUGCGGCUAAAUUGGCGGAGGAGAUGCGGGAGUUGGCACAACACACGCCAAUGGAGAUGACGUACGAGUGUGCGUGGGACACGUGCGACUACCAGUUUGAAGAAAUGUCAGACUGCAUGGAGCACUGCAUCGGCGACGGGGGCAACACGGGCCACGUGCAGCAGCACUACCGCGGCUCGUUCUCUGAGUACCCGUGCGUGUGGCGCAACUGCGCGCGCGUGCGCAAGGGGCAGGCGCCCUUCCCCAACCUGCCGCGCCUGCUGCGACACGUGCGCGACCUGCACGUCAACAAGGGCAACGGCAGGCUCAUGGCCGUGCACGAGAGAUCCAGAAACUAUGUGCCUUCGUCUAAAAAGCCGCCGAAGCAAUCCACGAAUUUACGCAGUGGUGUGAUGUCCCCCGGAGCGUCCCUGUCGGGCAUGUCCCCGCUGGCGCGUAACACACCGUCGCCGGGCGCGGGCGAGAGCGGCGCGGCGCCGGCGCCCGCACCCGCCGUGGUGGCGCGCGCCGCGCUCGACCCGCUCUUCGUGGCCGCGCCGCCGCGCGCGCAGAGGCUCACGCACUCCGAGGCCUACAUACGAGGCUCACGCACUCCGAGGCCUACAUACGGUACGUACUGGCAUCUAACGUACACCCGCGUGGUGGCGCGCGCCGCGCUCGACCCGCUCUUCGUGGCCGCGCCGCCGCGCGCGCAGAGGCUCACGCACUCCGAGGCCUACAUACGAGGCUCACGCACUCCGAGGCCUACAUACGGUACGUACUGGCAUCUAACGUACACCCGCGUGGUGGCGCGCGCCGCGCUCGACCCGCUCUUCGUGGCCGCGCCGCCGCGCGCGCAGAGGCUCACGCACUCCGAGGCCUACAUACGAGGCUCACGCACUCCGAGGCCUACAUACGGUACGUACUGGCAUCUAACGUACACCCGCGUGGUGGCGCGCGCCGCGCUCGACCCGCUCUUCGUGGCCGCGCCGCCGCGCGCGCAGAGGCUCACGCACUCCGAGGCCUACAUACGAGGCUCACGCACUCCGAGGCCUACAUACGGUACGUACUGGCAUCUAACGUACACCCGCGUGGUGGCGCGCGCCGCGCUCGACCCGCUCUUCGUGGCCGCGCCGCCGCGCGCGCAGAGGCUCACGCACUCCGAGGCCUACAUACGAGGCUCACGCACUCCGAGGCCUACAUACGGUACGUACUGGCAUCUAACGUACACCCGCGUGGUGGCGCGCGCCGCGCUCGACCCGCUCUUCGUGGCCGCGCCGCCGCGCGCGCAGAGGCUCACGCACUCCGAGGCCUACAUACGAGGCUCACGCACUCCGAGGCCUACAUACGGUACGUACUGGCAUCUAACGUACACCCGCGUGGUGGCGCGCGCCGCGCUCGACCCGCUCUUCGUGGCCGCGCCGCCGCGCGCGCAGAGGCUCACGCACUCCGAGGCCUACAUACGAGGCUCACGCACUCCGAGGCCUACAUACGGUACGUACUGGCAUCUAACGUACACCCGCGUGGUGGCGCGCGCCGCGCUCGACCCGCUCUUCGUGGCCGCGCCGCCGCGCGCGCAGAGGCUCACGCACUCCGAGGCCUACAUACGAGGCUCACGCACUCCGAGGCCUACAUACGGUACGUACUGGCAUCUAACGUACACCCGCGUGGUGGCGCGCGCCGCGCUCGACCCGCUCUUCGUGGCCGCGCCGCCGCGCGCGCAGAGGCUCACGCACUCCGAGGCCUACAUACGAGGCUCACGCACUCCGAGGCCUACAUACGGUACGUACUGGCAUCUAACGUACACCCGCGUGGUGGCGCGCGCCGCGCUCGACCCGCUCUUCGUGGCCGCGCCGCCGCGCGCGCAGAGGCUCACGCACUCCGAGGCCUACAUACGAGGCUCACGCACUCCGAGGCCUACAUACGGUACGUACUGGCAUCUAACGUACACCCGCGUGGUGGCGCGCGCCGCGCUCGACCCGCUCUUCGUGGCCGCGCCGCCGCGCGCGCAGAGGCUCACGCACUCCGAGGCCUACAUACGAUACAUCGAAGGUCUACACUCUGAACAGAAAUACAUAACCCCAUGGGAAAAAUCUCUCACACCAAUGCCGAUCAAUCCAGACCCGGCUAAUUACAAUAUGCACAAGGUACCAGCCCACUGGAUAACAGAGGAAGCGAUCAACGGGUACUUAGCCCAGGACAAGAGUUUGUCAGAAACUGACAUCCAGAAAAUGGACCAGAAUUCGAAGAUCCUGAAAGGCUUAUGCUCUUUGAGAGACUUCAUGAUGAAGGAUGCUCUGUGUCUGACUAAGGCGUAUAAUAUCAAUUUUUAA
Arctia plantaginis is the source of this 6597-nucleotide messenger RNA. NCBI's taxonomy places the organism in Eukaryota, Metazoa, Arthropoda, Insecta, Lepidoptera, Erebidae. The record is from the annotation of a GenBank genome assembly.